GCUGUGCGUAAACUGUAUUUUUCCGGCUAAGAAAGAAGUCAGAUGACGCUGUGGAACACGUCAAGCAUCUUUCUCCACCUCCUGCUGCAGGUGUAGGAGGAAUAUGUGGUGUUGUUUCUGCCUUAUCUGAUGGACUGCCAGCUGCACCUUCAGCCUGAAAGCAGCGCUCAUCCCCGGGCCUUCAGUCCUACCUGAGACAGCUUCUUCCAGAGGAGAAAAAUAGUCGAAUAGUCUGUUUCAUAUAAUUCCGUAUAAAAAAUAAAUAAUUUCAAAGCUCUUUAAUGACACAGCACCCUGUUUUGGAAUAGUUUAGGUGAAUUUUUGUGAUCAUUUUGCGGCUGAGAUGAAUAUAAUGAGUAAGCGCGCAUGUGGCAACCUGUCAAUCACCAGAGGUCUUGCGGGCUCCAGUCUUGAUGAGCAAAGGGUUAAAAAGAGGCGCAGCUAGACGCCAGGGGAGCUGAAGUCAUCCGGCAGCGCGCACAGCGAGGAGGAGGAGGAAGGGAGAUCCACAACACCUUCUAAAACACACACAUCCAGGACGAUUUAAGCUGUCGACCUGCGCGCAGCUGUUUUCUUUUAAUGAUCCCUCUGCUCUUUUUCCUCUGCAGCCAAACACCAGGAGCUUCAGAGAGCCAAACAAAUAGAAGAGGAGGUGGAGUGAGUGAGAAAUAAUAGAAACGCGCAACACAGCGCCACCAACUCCAACGACGCUCAUCUGAGAACUCACCCAGUCCGCCUCCAAGGAGCGGGCUGAGGCGCAGGAUGAGAGCUCCGCUGCGCUCCUCCGGGUGUGACAACAUCGGCGGACUGAAACAAACAGCAGCUCCGCUCCCAGCGUGGACUUUGGAGGCUGGAAGCGGCUCUUAUUCCCCGUGCGUAGAGCUCGACACCUUUCCAGAACUCUAAUCUUUCUCCAGAUCCACCUCAGGAGUCAGUGCCCACCUGAACAUCCAGGAAACUUUGCCCCCUGACAAGCACCCGGCGUGGAGGGGAGUCCAUGCGGGGAGCGCAGUGAGCAUCGUGCGCUCAGCGACGAUUGAAGACCCAACCUCGGUGUGAUCUUAUUAAAAGUCCAGAAAAGUAUUUUAAAGUCCAGGGGCCACCGCUGCGAAGAUGCCGGUCCGGAGGGGCCAUGUGGCCCCGCAGAACACCUUCCUGGAUACUAUCAUCAGGAAAUUUGACAGCCAAAGUCGGAAGUUUGUCAUCGCCAAUGCCAGAGUGGAGAAUUGUGCAAUCAUCUUCUGCAAUGAUGGAUUCUGCCACUUAUGUGGCUACAGCCGAGCUGAGAUCAUGCAGAAACCUUGCACAUGCAACUUCCUGUAUGGACCUGACACCAAGAGGCUGGCUAUUGCCCAAAUGGCGCAGGCCCUGCUGGGGUCAGAGGAGAGGAAGGUGGAGAUCAACCUGUACAGAAAAGACGUGCCUCGGCAGGCCCGGUUUCAGGCAUCGCUGAGUCAGCGCCUUGAGCCAGAGGCACGAUCUGAUAAGGCUCAGGCCCGUUGGGCUCCAUAA
Messenger RNA from Girardinichthys multiradiatus, 1512 nucleotides. RefSeq names its product potassium voltage-gated channel subfamily H member 2. Gene Ontology annotation, cellular component: nucleus. The transcript is spliced from 3 exons. Lineage: Eukaryota; Metazoa; Chordata; Actinopteri; Cyprinodontiformes; Goodeidae. The record is from RefSeq and is a predicted model, not a curated record. Bases 1114 to 1512 code for a protein of 132 amino acids.